CACACAUAGAAUAUUGAUAAUCAUAACGAAGAAUAGAUAUGAUUGUAUGAUGGAGAGCUUUAUCUUAUCGCUAGUUGAUUUGGCGCACAUCGUUGCUCCUCAAUCAUUCAUUCCUACACCUGCAGACACUCGACACGGUUCAGCAAAACAUUUCAGUGCGUGAUUAGUCAUGCUUAUUUCACUAAUUUUAAUGGCUCUCUACAGAGUCUUCCGAAAAAAAGAUCCUGAACCUAUUUUUGGUGUGUAUCGUCAACGUGGAAAGUGGUUUUGGAUUAAAUACAUCAUCUUCAUUGUGUUAUUCUACAUUAGAAAACUCCGAUAUCGCAAGGGAUCUCAUGAUGGGGGUGGUCGGGGUGCAAAGAACAUUUCUGAUCCGAAUUCAGUUGAGAAGCCUCAGCCUCUGUCAGAUCAUCCGAAAGCCUUCGAUGCUGUCUUCUACAGUGGAGGAAAUUCGGAUGGUUAUCGCUUUAUCAUGGGCACAGAAAGGCGUCACAAGGGAAUUGUUCAUGGAGUUUUGUAUUUUGUUGUACCCGAUUUGGGUCUUAUCUGUCUGCCUCAGUUGCCCGAUACUAUGAUCUUCACGACGAAUUUCGGCAAGGAGGGGAAUUCUUUUGGUGGACCGGGUUUCAUUAGCGAGCCUAUUUUGCCUAUGAACAAGUGGAGACUGCGGUAUCGUGGUCAGAUGCGUCAGGGAGAGAAACUCCAUGAUGUUGAGUUUUCAGGAGAAUUCCUUUCACAAUGGCCCUGUUUUGAUUUCGAUACCGAUCUCAGUCCUAGAAUACUGGCUGAUGCUAUGGCCAGGGAAAUUUGGACACAGGAAUACUUUAUGAAUUUGCGAUCUGCUCAUCAAACACACUACGAACAGAUGGGGACUAUUAGGGGAACGCUUAAAAUUGAUGGGGAAGCUAAAAUGAUUGAAAUGCGUGGAUUUCGGGAUCAUAGUUAUGGAUUUAAGCGAGAUUGGACCUUAAUGCAUCGAUAUGCCUUUUUUGUGUUCUUCCUUGAGGACGGUAGGAAUGUUUCCUUAGGUAUCAUAAGUCAGCCCUGUACAUGCUCAGUCCUGAAUACUGGAUACAUCUGUUCCGAUAAGGGAAAGAUCUCACCAGUUGACUCGUGUGACUUUGAAUUGUAUCAACAUGGGGAGAGUGGAAUUCCUCCCAAAGAUUUUGCAUUUCAAUUCUCAGCUGCCGGUCGUACUCAUACUAUUCAAAUACUCGUAGAUUAUGAGAAUAUUCAUUACGUGGGAUCCCAAUGGGAAGCGCGAAUGGUAGAGAGAUUCAUCUCAGUAACGGUGGAUGGUGUACCUGGUUUUGGAUUUGCUGAAUUUCACUAUAACAAUAAAUCUGGUCGGCCAGAAGAAUACUCCAGCAAAGAUCCUCAAUGGUACCAGAAUGUUUUAGCCAGGGAGGCUGAAUACAAAAAGCUCGAGUACAUGUCAAUGCCACAGGCACAGAAGAAAUUAACAAAUUGACCUUUAAAAUAUAUUACAAUUUCCUCACA
This is a messenger RNA of Phlebotomus papatasi, 1500 nucleotides long. RefSeq lists its product as uncharacterized. The transcript has 3 exons. The coding region runs from base 170 to 1471 and encodes 433 amino acids. NCBI's taxonomy places the organism in Eukaryota, Metazoa, Arthropoda, Insecta, Diptera, Psychodidae. The record is from RefSeq and is a predicted model, not a curated record.